Saccostrea echinata is the source of this 2389-nucleotide messenger RNA. RefSeq names its product serine/threonine-protein phosphatase alpha-2 isoform-like. Gene Ontology annotation, molecular function: protein serine/threonine phosphatase activity. The transcript is spliced from 11 exons. Lineage: Eukaryota; Metazoa; Mollusca; Bivalvia; Ostreida; Ostreidae. Bases 160 to 1086 code for a protein of 308 amino acids. Gene Ontology annotation, cellular component: nucleus; cytoplasm. The record is from RefSeq and is a predicted model, not a curated record.
UCUUUACAAAAGUCUGCAUCAUCAAUAUGUAGAUGGAUGCCAAGAAAUCAAUACAGGAGGUUUGAUAUCCAAAAUGAAUCUUAAAACACGUUUUCUUAGAGAAGACCAUUUGAUUUAAAGACAUAAACAUCAUAAUUAAUAAGAAACUGAUGCAUAACCAUGACCAAAGACCUUGACGUGGACUCAAUAAUAGAGCAACUGCUUACAGCCAAAGACUCGCCCACCAAACAAGUUCAGUUGCCAGAAACACAAAUACGCCAAUUAUGUCAACUCUCCAGGGAAAUAUUUUUGGAACAGCCAAUGUUAAUUGAAAUAACAGCCCCGGUGACAAUAUGUGGAGACAUUCAUGGACAAUAUGAAGAUUUAAUGAGACAUUUUGAUAACUGUGGAUUUCCACCAGAGUCUAAUUAUCUAUUCCUAGGAGAUUAUGUAGAUCGAGGAAAGAGAUCUUUGGAAACCAUUUGUCUGAUGCUAGCUUACAAAAUCAAAUAUCCCAACAAUUUCUUUUUAUUGAGAGGAAAUCAUGAAUGUGCUUCUAUAAAUAGAAUUUAUGGAUUUUAUGAUGAAUGCAAGCGGCGGUACAACAUAAAACUGUGGAAGACAUUCACUGAUUGCUUUAACUGUCUACCAGUUGCUGCACUAGUAGAAGACACCAUAUUUUGUAUGCAUGGCGGCUUAUCACCAGAUUUAACAGACCUAAAACAGAUAACAGAGCUUGAGAGACCACUUGAUGUCCCAGAUCAUGGUCUCAUUUGUGAUUUAUUGUGGUCAGAUCCUGAUGAGGAUAUUACAGGAUGGGGAGAAAAUGAUAGAGGUGUAUCCUUUACCUUUGGUGGAGAUAUUGUCAAAGAAUUUUUAAAAAAGCACAAUUUCAGCCUAAUUGUGAGGGCACACCAGGUUGUCGAAGAUGGAUAUCAAUUUUUUCAAAAAAGAAGGCUGCUGACUUUGUUCAGUGCUCCUAAUUACUGUGGAGAAUUUGACAAUGCUGGAGCUGUGAUGAGAGUGACUGAUGACUUGACUUGCUCAUUCAAAAUACUUGAGCCAAAAACAGUGAAGACAGUAGCUGUAACUAAAGGAAAGAAAUAGAUCCUAGGACACACAUUGCUGUAUUCAUAUAAUUGGUUGUGUACCAGUACUGUUUCUAUUUAUAUUGUUUCAUGUAUUUUGUAAUGCAACAAAGUUGCACAUCAAAGGAUAAGUCACAGACACUUCUCCUGAAGGAAUUAUUGAAUUCUUUUCAAAGAACUAAAUUUACUGAUUAAGGUAUUGUAAUUUUAAUUGUGUAAAUCAAUAAGAAAAAUAGAGCAAACUGUUGUACAGUAGAAGAUGUGGGAGACAGAGACAGCAGAUAAAGUAUGUCGUACUGUCAAAGGAAAGCUAAAACUUUGGAAUAUUGAUACAUGUAUAAACAAACAAAAAAAGUUCUGAAAAUUGUUUAUCACACUUUUACUCGGAUUUUGUCUUCGUAUAUGGGAAUUUCAUUUUUGAGUGAUGCUAUUCAGUGGUAAAAAAAGUGAUAAAGAUGAUUUCUAUAUAAUUCAUUACUAUGACUAACUAAGGUAUUUGGUACUCUGGAGGCCAAUUUUCAAUGGUAGUAUACAUAUUUCAUCCCAAUGUAUUCUUCUGUCUGUAAGAGCCCCUACCAGUUUUCUUUUUUCUUUGAAAAGAGCAUUUCUACUACGUCUUUAAAAAACUUGCAUGGAUGUUAAUUAAAUAUUUAAAUCAGCCUGCAGUAAAGAGAUAUAGAUUAUGGAGAGGAAAACCAAACUUAAGACUCCCAUAUGUUUAAAUAUAUAACAUUACUCUGACACAUUAUACAUGUAGUUAUGAAAAGCAGAUGAGAUCUUACAAGCAACCCAUCUUACAUUUUAAUUGUGCUCUGGUCACUGGACCAUGAUGCAUAUUACGACUUAAGCAUAUUUAAGAAUUCAAAAUUUUAAUCAAUGUAUUAUUAACUCUGAACUGAAACUCAAAAUCUGCAGCUACAUGUAGCAAGCUAGCAAAUUCUAGUAUUAUGCUUUGAAUAGCAUUUAAUGAUAUAUGUUGAACUUUUUUCUGGCAAUGUACAAAUUUUGAUGCCAAAAGUUUUCCUAUUUGUAAGACAUGGGUGCUCACUGGGAUGAAAAUAGAUUGUUCUACUUUCCACCUAUGUCUACAAUGUUCACAUAAUACAAUAUUUUGUUUCAUUGCUUACAUGUAAAGUUUGAGACAAUCAUUUAGAUUUUGCGUGAUGGAACAUAUUCUGUAGUCUGAGGAAGUCAGUGUUGCCCUCUGAUGGUAAUUUUAAUUUUAUAAUGUACUGAUGAUGAAUGUAUAACUUAUCAAAUCUAUUCAUAGUAAUGUGUUGAUUGUAUGCCAAAGUCCUUGAAACUUUGAUUAAAAAAAAUGA